This is a messenger RNA of Porites evermanni, 543 nucleotides long. The record is from the annotation of a GenBank genome assembly. Lineage: Eukaryota; Metazoa; Cnidaria; Anthozoa; Scleractinia; Poritidae.
AUGAGAGUGCCCUUUAUCGUUUAUGCAGACUUUGAGUCCUUCAUCAAACCAAUAGAUACGUGUCAACGAAACCCAGAAAACAGCUACACAAAACAAUAUCAAAAACAUACUUCAUCAAGCUUUUGCUACUACAUCAAGAGCUAUGAUGAUAUUGUCUAUUCUCAACCACCUGUAGCCUAUACUGCUGAAACUAAGGAUGAAGAUGUAGCACAAAAAUUUGUUAACAUGUUACAAGACGUUACAAGACGUUAUUGAGGUCUAUCUAUCAGAAAUUUAGUUUCCCAAAGACAAUGAUAUUUGGAAAGAGGAUGUGAAGAUGUGAUUUGGAAAGAAGAUGCAAAGAUGGAAAGAACCAAGUGUUGGAUUUGUCAUGGAGAGUUUGACAAAGACAAUAAAGACCACUGCCAUUUCAGUGGUAAAUUCCGUGGCUCAGCACACAACAAGUGCAAUCUUCAGUUUAAGAAACCAAAAUUCAUCCCUGUAGGUUUUCACAAUCUAAGUGGGUAUGAUAGUCAUCUGUUCAACAAAACCUGGAGUGAGUGA